AUGAUUCUUUCCGGCAUCACCGCCAUGAUGGCGCUUAUCGCCUCAGCCGUCGCCAUUGCCCUGCCAGCCGAGCACAUCGAGGUGCCGCCGCCCAACCCAGCUCCCAUCGUCACCAGCAACCUCUUCGACUUUUCCGUGACGCACUUCGAAGCUCAAGCGGUGGCGCUCAGCGACCAGAGCUACGUCAACUUCCACCUCACCCCCUACCCCACCGCAACCCCAGCCCACUGCUUCGCCCUCAGCACCACCACCAACCACUCCCUAACCUCAAUCCCGCAAACCUGGUGCCACCACGGCCCGGACUUCAUCGACGACGACCCGCAGGACUGGACGCACGACCACGUGUGGUUCUCGUGGACGAUGGGCGGCGACGUCGACCCGGCGGACCCGACGACGCGCGGGCGUGGUGGCAUCGACCAGCAGCAGCAGCAGACGACGGGCGGCGGCGGCGGCGGCGCGUACCUGCGGGUGGUGCGCCAGGUGGACGCGCGCACGUACGACGAGUCGGUUGCGUAUUUUGAGGAGGGGGUUUUGGAGGUGGUGGGGGAGGGCAUGUUUGUGCGGCAGGUGUAUACGGGCAGGGAGGAGUUUACGAUGCCGGCGUUGAGGUUUGAGGGGGUGGGGCACUGA
This is a messenger RNA of Chaetomium fimeti, 630 nucleotides long. RefSeq lists its product as uncharacterized. Lineage: Eukaryota; Fungi; Ascomycota; Sordariomycetes; Sordariales; Chaetomiaceae. The record is from RefSeq and is a predicted model, not a curated record. The transcript has 2 exons. The coding region runs from base 1 to 630 and encodes 209 amino acids.